Molecule: messenger RNA, 9568 nt
Organism: Pistacia vera
Lineage: Eukaryota; Viridiplantae; Streptophyta; Magnoliopsida; Sapindales; Anacardiaceae
Exons: 10
Coding region: 46-9285 (3079 amino acids)
Cellular component (GO): cytoplasm
Molecular function (GO): flavin adenine dinucleotide binding; oxidoreductase activity, acting on NAD(P)H
Source: RefSeq, a predicted model, not a curated record
AAGAAUGUUGGAUUAAGAAUCUCAUCAGAAUCCGUUAUUUCUUCAAUGGACAGAGAUGCUUAUGAGGAUGCUGAUGCUAAUGCUGAUUAUGAAAGCCUGGAGAUGCAGGAUGCUGAAAAACAAUUCAAGUACGUGAUCCUCGGUGGUGGCGUAGCUGCUGGAUAUGCUGCUAGCGAGUUUGUUAAGCAAGGUGUAAAGCCCGGUGAGCUGACAAUUAUCUCAAAAGAAGCGGUGGCUCCAUAUGAACGUUUCACACUUAGCAAGGAAUAUCUUCUCCCUCACAAACCUUCCAGACUUCCAGAUUUCCAUGUGUGUGUUGGAAGUGGAGGAGAGAGACAACUUCCUGAGUGGUACAUAGAGAAUGGAAUAAACUUGAUCCUUAGCACAGAAAUUAUUCAAGUAGAUCUUGCUUCCAAGGCUCUUGUUAGUGCAUCUGGCAAAGUCUUCAGGUAUCAAAUAUUGAUAAUUGCAACUGGUUCCUCACCGGCAAGGUUGGCAGAUUAUGGUGUACAAGGAAUUGAUGCAAAAAAUAUCUUCUACUUGAGAGAAAUUGAUGAUGCUGAUAAGUUGGUCGAAGCGGUUAAAGCAAAGAAGAAGAGAAAGGCUGUGAUUGUUGGAGGAGGAUAUAUCGGUCUUGAGGUUAGUGCAGCUUUUCGAAUAAACAAUUUGGAUGUUACUAUGGUUUGUCCUGAACAAUGUUGCAUGCCUCAACUCUUCACCGCUGGUAUUGCCGCUUUCUAUGAGGGUUAUUAUGCUUAUAAAGGGAUCAAAACUGUUAAGGGAACAGAUCCUGUUGGAUUUACAGCUGACUCUAAUGGCGAUGUCAAAGAAGUUAAACUAAAGGAUGGCAGAGUGCUGGAAGCCGACAUUGUUUUUGUCGAUGUAGGAACUAGACCUCUCACAUCAUUAUUUAUGGGACAGGUUGAAGAGGAGAAAGAUGGAAUCAAGACUGAUGCAUUUUUUAGGACAAGUGUUCCUGAUGUGUAUGCUGUGGGAGAUGUUGCUACUUUUCCUGUGAAAUUGUACAAUGAGAUGAGAAGAGUUGAGUGUCUCGACCAUGCGUACAAAUCAGCUGAGCAUGUUGUGAAGGUCAUCAAGGCAAAUGAGAAAGGCAAAACGACUGAUGAGUAUGACUACAUCCCAAACUUGUAUUCUCGAGUCUUUGAUCUCUCAUGGCAUUUUUAUGGUGAAACUGUUGGUGAGGCGGUGCUAUUUAGAAACAUGAAUCCAGCAUGUUCACUGCGUAAGUUUGGGACAUACUGGAUAAAAGAGGGGAAGAUUGUUGGAGCUUUCCUUGAGAGUGGGACCCUUGAAGAAAAUAAGACGAUUGCCGAAGUUGCUAGGCUUCAGCCCGCUGUUGAUAAGUUAGAUGUCAUAAUAAAUAAGUUGGGAAGUUCCUCGAAAGCAAUAUACAGAGGUGCUGAUGCUAAUUAUGAAUUCAAGUAUGUGAUCCUCGGUGGUGGCGUAGCUUCUGGAUAUGCUGCUAGCGAGUUUGUUAAGCAAGGUGUAAAGCCCGGUGAGCUGACAAUUAUCUCAAAAGAAGCGGUGGCUCCAUAUGAACGUUUCACACUUAGCAAGGAAUAUCUUCUCCCUCACAAACCUUCCAGACUUCCAGAUUUCCAUGUGUGUGUUGGAAGUGGAGGAGAGAGACAACUUCCUGAGUGGUACAUAGAGAAUGGAAUAAACUUGAUCCUUAGCACAGAAAUUAUUCAAGUAGAUCUUGCUUCCAAGGCUCUUGUUAGUGCAUCUGGCAAAGUCUUCAGGUAUCAAAUAUUGAUAAUUGCAACUGGUUCCUCACCGGCAAGGUUGGCAGAUUAUGGUGUACAAGGAAUUGAUGCAAAAAAUAUCUUCUACUUGAGAGAAAUUGAUGAUGCUGAUAAGUUGGUCGAAGCGGUUAAAGCAAAGAAGAAGAGAAAGGCUGUGAUUGUUGGAGGAGGAUAUAUCGGUCUUGAGGUUAGUGCAGCUUUUCGAAUAAACAAUUUGGAUGUUACUAUGGUUUGUCCUGAACAAUGUUGCAUGCCUCAACUCUUCACCGCUGGUAUUGCCGCUUUCUAUGAGGGUUAUUAUGCUUAUAAAGGGAUCAAAACUGUUAAGGGAACAGAUCCUGUUGGAUUUACAGCUGACUCUAAUGGCGAUGUCAAAGAAGUUAAACUAAAGGAUGGCAGAGUGCUGGAAGCCGACAUUGUUUUUGUCGAUGUAGGAACUAGACCUCUCACAUCAUUAUUUAUGGGACAGGUUGAAGAGGAGAAAGAUGGAAUCAAGACUGAUGCAUUUUUUAGGACAAGUGUUCCUGAUGUGUAUGCUGUGGGAGAUGUUGCUACUUUUCCUGUGAAAUUGUACAAUGAGAUGAGAAGAGUUGAGUGUCUCGACCAUGCGUACAAAUCAGCUGAGCAUGUUGUGAAGGUCAUCAAGGCAAAUGAGAAAGGCAAAACGACUGAUGAGUAUGACUACAUCCCAAACUUGUAUUCUCGAGUCUUUGAUCUCUCAUGGCAUUUUUAUGGUGAAACUGUUGGUGAGGCGGUGCUAUUUAGAAACAUGAAUCCAGCAUGUUCACUGCGUAAGUUUGGGACAUACUGGAUAAAAGAGGGGAAGAUUGUUGGAGCUUUCCUUGAGAGUGGGACCCUUGAAGAAAAUAAGACGAUUGCCGAAGUUGCUAGGCUUCAGCCCGCUGUUGAUAAGUUAGAUGUCAUAAUAAAUAAGUUGGGAAGUUCCUCGAAAGCAAUAUACAGAUCUGCCAAGCCUGGUUAUGAAUUCAAGUAUGUGAUCCUUGGCGGUGGCGUCUCUGCUGGAUAUGCAGCGAGGGAGUUUGUUAAGCAAGGUGUUAAGCAAGGAGAGCUGGCGAUUAUCUCAAAAGAAGCAGUGGCUCCAUAUGAACGUCCAAUGCUCAGCAAGGAAUAUCUUCUCCCUGAGCGACCAGCUAGACUUCCAGAUUUCUAUGUGUGUGUUGGAACUAAAGGAGAGAGACAGCUUCCUGGGUGGUACACAGAUAAAGGAAUAGAACUGAUCCUUAGCACAGAAAUUAUUCAAGUAGAUCUUGCUUCCAAGGCUCUUGUUAGUGCAUCUGGCCAAAUCUUCAGGUAUCAAACAUUGAUAAUUGCAACUGGUUCCACAUUGGUAAGGUUGACAGAUUUUGGUGUACAAGGAACUGAUGCGAAAAAUAUCUUCUACUUGAGAGAAAUUGAUGAUGCUGAUAAGUUGGUUGAAGCGGUUAAAGCAAAGAAGAAGAGGAAGGCUGUGAUUGUUGGAGGAGGAUAUAUCGGUCUUGAGGUUAGUGCAGCUUUGCGAAUCAACAAUUUGGAUGUUACUAUGGUUUAUCCUGAACAAUGGUGCAUGCCUCGACUAUUCACUGCUGGUAUUGCCGCUUUCUAUGAGGGUUAUUAUGCUUAUAGAGGGAUCAAAUUUGUUAAGGGAACAGACCCUGUUGGAUUUACAGCUGACUCUAAUGGCGAUGUCAAAGAAGUAAAACUAAAGGAUGGCAGAGCAUUGGAAGCCGACAUUGUUUUUGUUGAUGUAGAAACUAGACCUCUGACAUCAUUAUUCAAGGGACAGGUUGAAGAGGAGAAAGAUGGAAUAAAGACUGAUGCAUUUUUUAGGACAAGUGUUCCUGAGGUGUAUGCUGUGGGAGAUGUCGCUACUUUUCCUAUGAAAUUGUACAAUGAGAUGAGAAGAGUUGAGUAUGUUGACCAUGCCUGCAAAUCAGCUGAACAUGUUGUGAAGGUCAUCAAGGCAAAUGAGAAAGGCAAAACGAUUGAUGAGUAUGACUACAUCCCAUACUUCUAUUCUCGAGUCUUCGAUCUGUCAUGGCAUUUUUAUGGUGAAACUGUUGGUGAGCCGGUGCUAUUUAGAAACUGGAAUCUAGCAUGUUCAUUGCGUAAGUUUGGAACAUACUGGAUAAAAGAGGGGAAGAUUGUUGGAGCAUUCCUUGAGAGUGGGACCCUUGAAGAAAAUAAGAAGAUUGCCGAAGUAGCUAGGCUUCAGCCUGCUGUUGAUAAUUUGGAUGUUGCAAUAAAGGAGUUGGGUCAUUCCUCGAAAGCAAUAUACAGUGGUGCUGAUGCUGAUUAUGAAUUCAAGUAUGUGAUCCUUGGUGGCGGCGUGGCUGCUGGAUAUGCAGCUAGAGAGUUUGUUAAGCAAGGUGUUAAGAGAGGAGAGCUUGCAAUUAUCUCCAAAGAAGUAGUGGCUCCAUAUGAACGUGUCACACUUAGCAAGGAAUAUCUUCUCCCUAACCAACCUUCCAGACUUCCAGAUUUCCAUGUGUGUGUUGGAAGUGGAGGAGAGAGACAGCUUCCUGAGUGGUACACAGAUAAAGGAAUAGAAUUGAUCCUUAACACAGAAAUUAUUCAAGUAGAUCUUGCUUCCAGGGCUCUUGUUAGUGCAUAUGGCCAAGUCUUCAGGUAUCAAACAUUGAUAAUUGCAACUGGUUCCACACCGGUAAGGUUGACAGAUUUUGGUGUACAAGGAACUGAUGCGAAAAAUAUCUUCUACUUGAGAGAAAUUGAUGAUGCUGAUAAGUUGGUUGAAGCGGUUAAAGCAAAGAAGAGGAAGGUUGUGAUUGUUGGAGGAGGAUAUAUCGGUCUUGAGGUUAGUGCAGCUUUGCGAAUCAACAAUUUGGAUGUUACUAUGGUUUAUACUGAACAAUGGUGCAAGCCUCGACUAUUCACUGCUGGUAUUGCUGCUUUCUAUGAGGGUUAUUAUGCUUAUAAAGGGAUCAAAAUUGUUAAGGGAACAGAUCCUGUUGGAUUUACAGCUGACUCUAAUGGCAAUGUCAAAGAAGUAAAACUAAAGGAUGGCAGAGUAUUGGAAGCCGGCAUUGUUUUUGUUGAUGUAGAAGCUAGACCUCUGACAUCAUUAUUCAAGGGACAGGUUGAAGAGGAGAAAGAUGGAAUAAAGACUGAUGCAUUUUUUAGGACAAGUGUUCCUGAGGUGUAUGCUGUGGGAGAUGUCGCUACUUUUCCUAUGAAAUUGUACAAUGAGAUGAGAAGAGUUGAGUAUGUUGACCAUGCCUACAAAUCAGCUGAGCAUGUUGUUAAGGUCAUCAAGGCAAAUGAGAAGGGCAAAACAACUGAUGAGUAUGACUACAUCCCAUCCUUGUUCUCUCGAAUCUUCGAUCUCUCGUGGCAUUUUUAUGGUGAAACUGCUGGUGAGACGGUGCUCUUCAGAAACAGAAAUCCAGCAUGUUCAGUGUGUAAGUUUGGAGCAUACUGGAUAAAAGAGGGGAAGAUUGUUGGAGCUUUCCUUGAGAGUGGGACCAUUGAAGAAAAUAAGACGAUUGCUGAAGUUGCUAGGCUUCAGGUUGCUGCUGAUGAUUUAGAUGCCGUAAUAAAGGAGUUGGGUUGUUCCUCGAAUGCAAUAUACAGUGGUGCUGAUGCUGAAUAUGAAUUCAAGUAUGUGAUCCUUGGUGGCGGCGUGGCUGCUGGAUAUGCAGCUAGAGAGUUUGUUAAGCAAGGUGUUAAGAGAGGAGAGCUUGCAAUUAUCUCCAAAGAAGCAGUGGCUCCAUAUGAACGUGUCACACUUAGCAAGGAAUAUCUUCUCCCUAACCAACCUUCCAGACUUCCAGAUUUCCAUGUGUGUGUUGGAAGUGGAGGAGAGAGACAGCUUCCUGAGUGGUACACAGAUAAAGGAAUAGAAUUGAUCCUUAACACAGAAAUUAUUCAAGUAGAUCUUGCUUCCAGGGCUCUUGUUAGUGCAUAUGGCCAAGUCUUCAGGUAUCAAACAUUGAUAAUUGCAACUGGUUCCACACCGGUAAGGUUGACAGAUUUUGGUGUACAAGGAACUGAUGCGAAAAAUAUCUUCUACUUGAGAGAAAUUGAUGAUGCUGAUAAGUUGGUUGAAGCGGUUAAAGCAAAGAAGAGGAAGGUUGUGAUUGUUGGAGGAGGAUAUAUCGGUCUUGAGGUUAGUGCAGCUUUGCGAAUCAACAAUUUGGAUGUUACUAUGGUUUAUACUGAACAAUGGUGCAAGCCUCGACUAUUCACUGCUGGUAUUGCUGCUUUCUAUGAGGGUUAUUAUGCUUAUAAAGGGAUCAAAAUUGUUAAGGGAACAGAUCCUGUUGGAUUUACAGCUGACUCUAAUGGCAAUGUCAAAGAAGUAAAACUAAAGGAUGGCAGAGUAUUGGAAGCCGGCAUUGUUUUUGUUGAUGUAGAAGCUAGACCUCUGACAUCAUUAUUCAAGGGACAGGUUGAAGAGGAGAAAGAUGGAAUAAAGACUGAUGCAUUUUUUAGGACAAGUGUUCCUGAGGUGUAUGCUGUGGGAGAUGUCGCUACUUUUCCUAUGAAAUUGUACAAUGAGAUGAGAAGAGUUGAGUAUGUUGACCAUGCCUACAAAUCAGCUGAGCAUGUUGUUAAGGUCAUCAAGGCAAAUGAGAAGGGCAAAACGACUGAUGAGUAUGACUACAUCCCAUCCUUGUUUUCUCGAGUCUUCGAUCUCUCGUGGCAUUUUUAUGGUGAAACUGCUGGUGAGACGGUGCUCUUCAGAAAUAGAAAUCCAGCAUGUUCAGUGUGUAAGUUUGGAACAUACUGGAUAAAAGAGGGGAAGAUUGUUGGAGCUUUCCUUGAGAGUGGGACCAUUGAAGAAAAUAAGACGAUUGCUGAAGUUGCUAGGCUUCAGAUUGCUGCUGAUAAUUUAGAUGUCGUAAUAAAGGAGUUGGGUUGUUCAUCGAAAGCAGUAUACAGAGGUGCUGAUGCUGAUUAUGAAUUCAAGUAUGUGAUCCUUGGCGGCGGGGUGGCUGCCGGAUAUGCAGCUAGAGAAUUUUUUAAGCAAGGUGUUAAGAGAGGAGAGCUUGCAAUUAUCUCCAAAGAAGCAGUGGCUCCAUAUGAACGUGUCACACUUAGCAAGGAAUAUCUUCUACCUAACCAACCUUCCAGACUUCCAGAUUUCCAUGUGUGUGUUGGAAGUGGAGAAGAGAGACAGCUUCCUGAGUGGUACACAGAUAAAGGAAUAGAAUUGAUCCUUAGCACAGAAAUUAUUCAAGUAGAUCUUGCUUCCAAGGCUCUUGUUAGUGCAUCUUGCCAAAUCUUCAAGUAUCAAACAUUGAUAAUUGCAACUGGUUCCACACCGGUAAGGUUGACAGAUUUUGGUGUACAAGGAGUUGAUGCAAAAAAUAUCUUCUACUUGAGAGAAAUUGAUGAUGCUGAUAAGUUGGUUGAAGCGGUUAAAGCAAAGAAGAAGAGGAAGGCUGUGAUAAUUGGAGGUGGAUACAUAGGUCUUGAAGUUAGUGCAGCUUUGAGAAUCAACAAUUUGGAUGUUACUAUGGUUUAUCUUGAGCCAUGGUGUGGGCCUCGGCUCUUCACUGCUGGUAUUGCUACAUUCUAUGAGGCUUAUUAUGCUAAUAAAGGAAUCAAAAUUAUUAAGGGAACAGUUGCUGCUGGAUUCACGAUUGACUCUGAUGGAGACGUCAAAGAAGUGACACUAAAGGGUGGCAGGGUGCUAGAAGCCAAUAUUGUUUUUGUUGAUGUAGAAGCUAGACCUCUCACAUCAUUAUUCAAGGGGCAGGUUGAAGAGGAGAAGGGUGGAAUAAAGACUGAUGCGUUUUUCCAGACAAGUGUUCCUAAUGUUUAUGCUGUGGGAGAUGUUUCUACUUUUCCUUUGAAAUUGUAUAAUGAGAUGAGAAGAGUUGAGCAUGUUGACCAUGCCCGCAAAUCAGCGGAGCAGGCUGUGAAGGCCAUCAAGGCAAGCGAGGAAGGCAAAACAAUUGAGGAAUAUGACUACCUCCCAUACAUUUUUUCUCGUUCUUUUGAUCUCUCAUGGAAGUUCUAUGGUAGCAAUGCUGGAAAGAGAUUACUGGUUAGAGACAAUGAUCCCGCAUCAGGAAAGCAGAAGUUUGAAACGUUCUGGAUAGAAAAGGGCAAGAUUAUUGGAGCUUUCCUUAUGAAUGGGACUCCUCAGGAAAAUGAUGCCAUUGCCAAAUUUGCUAGGGUCCAGCCUGGAGUUGAUAAUUUGGAUGUGCUGAAGGAGGAGCUGGGUUUGCCCUCUAAAGAAGAAGAAAGAGUUGCCAGCGCUGGUGAUGAAUUCUUCAAGUAUGUGAUCCUUGGUGGUGGCGUGGCUGCUGGAUAUGCAGCUAGGGAAUUUGUUAAGCAAGGUAUUAAGCGAGGAGAGCUGGCAGUUAUCUCGAAAGAAGACGUGGCUCCAUAUGAACGUCCCAUACUUAGCAAGGAAUAUCUUCUCCCUGAGACACCUGCUAGACUUCCAUAUUUCCAUGUGUGUGUUGGAAGUGGAAGAGAAAGGCAACUUCCUGAGUGGUACACAGACAAAGGAAUAAAAUUGAUCCUUAGCACAGAAAUUGUUCGACUAGAUCUUUGUUCCAAGGCUCUUGUUAGUGCAUCUGGUGAAGUCUUCAGGUAUCAAACAUUGAUAAUUGCAACUGGUUGCCCAACGGUCAGGUUGACAGAAUCAGAUGUGCAAGGAGCUGAUGCGAAAAAUAUCUUCUACUUGAGUGAAAUUGAUGAUGCUGAUAAGUUGGUUGAAGCAAUUCAGGCAAAGAAAAACGGGAAGGCUGUGAUAAUUGCAGAUACACUUUGGGGUCUUAAGAUUAGUGAAGCUUUGCUAAUUAACAAUUUUGAUGUUAGCAUGGUUUUUCCUGAAGUUUGGUUUUUCAAUUCUGAAAUUGCAGCUUCCUAUCAUUCUUAUUAUAAAUCAAAAGGAGCCAAAUUUUUUGCAAGCACUUGUGAAGUUGGGUUUACGACUAACUCUAGUGGAGAGGUCAAGGAAGUGAAACUAAAUGAUGGCACUGUGCUGGAAGCUGACAUUGUGAUUGUUGAUAUAGAAAUUACAUAUAUUACAUCAUUACUUGAGUGUCAGUUUGAAGAGGAGUUGGGAGGAAUAAAGACUAAUGCAUUUUUCAGGACAAGUGUUCCUGAUGUUUAUGCUGUGGGAGCUGUGACUACUUUCCCUUCGAAAUUGUACAAUGGGAAUUUUAUCAGGGCUACAGAAGUUGACCAUGCCCGCAAAUCAGCUGAGCAUGCUGUGAAGGCCAUCAAGGCAAGUGAAAAAGGCAAGACAAUUGAUGAAUAUGACUACCUCCCUCACUUGUAUUCUCGUUCCUUUGAUCUUAUAUGGAAUUUCUAUGGUUUCUUUAAUGGCAACUUGGUGAUGUUUGGAGAAAUGGAUCAUGUAUCACCCCUGCAUAAGUUUGGAGCAUACUGGAUCGAAGAUUGGAAGAUUAUGGGAACUUUCCUUGAGAAUGGAAGUUCUGAAGAAAACGAGGCCAUGGCCAAAGUUGCUAGGGUCCAGCCUCGAGUUUAUAAUUUGAAUGUACUGAAGGAGCAGGGUCUUUUUUUCGCCACAAACUUUUGAGAAUUCAAAACGAUUUUCAGUUCACUUACUUCCAUAACCUGUAAGGAUGCAGCAAAUUCGGCUACCAAAGAUCAUGAAUAAACAAAAAAAGAGGUUUGUUAUUUUUUUUCUAAUAUAUUUCUUUUUAGUGCGGUUUCCGUCAAUGCUUUGUACAACAUUUAAGAAAUUCCAUUACAAGAAAAUAAUUAAUAAGUAUUCUAGCAACUAUAAGAAAUAGCUUUGUUUGUGUCAUCCUACUGUGACAGCAUUAAAAAGCAACUUCAAAUAGUGUAAACUUGCAGAC